UUAAACCCAUUUGAUGAUGAGUCCAUAUUUCUAUUUAAGCAAGCACAGCUCACAGAAAAAAUGCACAGACGAAACAGAUCAGAUAGCUAGCUAGAGUCUAGAGAGAGGGCGAUGGUCGUAGUGCAAGCUCUCCAUAUGAAUGGAGGGACUGGAGAGACUAGUUAUGCUAAGAAUUCAGUGGUCCAGAAUAAAAUCAUGUCCAUAGGGAAGCCAAUGAUAGAGGAAGCCAUACUAAAGUUGUAUAGCACCACCAAUAAUUCCCCUGAGAGCUUCGCCAUCGCAGAUUUGGGAUGCUCCUCAGGACCCAAUACCUUAUUGUUGGUGUCUCACGUUAUGGACAUCGUCUGCCGGAGAUGCUGCCAAUUGGACUGUGCACCACCGGAAUUCCGGGUGUUCUUGAACGACCUUCCCUGGAACGACUAUAAUACUCUCUUCAGGUCCUUGCCAGCGUUCUAUAACACUCUCAAGGAAGACAAAGGGAGUGGACUACUUGGGUCCAGCUGCUUUAUCGCAGGGAUGCCAGGUUCUUUCUACGGGAGGCUAUUUCCAAGGAAGAGUUUACACUUCGUUCACUCUUCUUCAAGUCUCCAUUGGCUCUCUCAGGUCCCACCAGGUCUUGACAGCAAAUCCACUCCACCAUUAAACAAAGGGAAGCUAUUCAUAUCCAAGACAAGCCCGCCUUCCGUCUUAAGCUCAUACGCCCUACAAUUCCAGGAGGAUUUCACGUCUUUUCUAAGUUCACGUUCAGAAGAAAUGGUACCUGGAGGCCGUAUGGUCUUAUCUUUCAUGGGUAGGAGGAGUGCAGACCCCACUACUGAAGAGAAUUGUCACCAGUGGGAACUCUUAGCACAAGCGUUGCACACUAUGGUGAUUGAGGGACAUGUGGAAGAAGAGAAGUUGGAUAGGUUCAAUGCUCCCUACUACUCACCCAGCCCUGAAGAAGUGAAAUCUGCAGUACAAAGAGAAGGGUCUUUUAUGAUUGAUCGUAUAGAAAUCCUUGAGGUUGAAUGGGAUGGAGGUAGCAAUAAUCAUGUAGUAAGUAAUGGAACGUCUGAUAAUUUGACGGGUGCUCAGCGGGUGGUGAAGACUGUAAGGGCCGUGGUUGAGUCCAUGCUGGCAAGUCAUUUUGGGGAGGAGAUAAUGGACGAAUUGUUUAGUAGGUAUGGCAACAUUGUGAGCGACUACAUGUCCAGAAAGAGAGCCAAAUAUGAUAAUAUGAUUGUUUCCAUGACAAGAAAGAGCUACUAGCUAGGGUUCUUCUCACCACCCUCUUUUUCAUCUAUUGUAGAAUGAAAUG
This is a messenger RNA of Nelumbo nucifera (sacred lotus), 1297 nucleotides long. RefSeq names its product putative jasmonic acid carboxyl methyltransferase 2. Gene Ontology annotation, molecular function: methyltransferase activity. The record is from RefSeq and is a predicted model, not a curated record. NCBI's taxonomy places the organism in Eukaryota, Viridiplantae, Streptophyta, Magnoliopsida, Proteales, Nelumbonaceae.